AUGUCUAUUCAACAAAUCGCCACUAGUCCCUUUCAGGAUCAGAAACCCGGAACUUCAGGUUUAAGAAAGAGAGUCACUGUAUUUCAACAACCUCAUUAUACUGAGAACUUCAUUCAGGCCAUCUUAGAUGCAAUUCCUGAAGGAGCUCAGGAUUCCACAUUAGUGAUUGGAGGUGACGGUAGAUUCUAUAACGAUGUGGUAAUUCAAAUCAUUGUUAAGAUUGCUGCUGCUAAUGGUGUUAAGAAAUUGAUCUUAGGUCAGAAUGGGAUCCUUUCUACGCCAGCCACAUCUCAUGUGAUCAGAAUUACUAAAUCAACAGGAGGAAUUAUCUUAACUGCCAGUCAUAAUCCAGGAGGUCCCACUAACGAUUUAGGUAUUAAGUAUAAUUUAGGCAAUGGAGGUCCAGCACCAGAGUCAGUAACUAAUAAGAUUUAUGAAGUUUCUAAGCAAUUGACUCAUUACAAAUUGAUCGAUUUACCACAAGUUGACAUCACUAAAUUAGGUACCACCAAUGUUGGUAAUAUCAUUGAAGUAGAAGUCAUUGAUUCUACUAAGGAUUAUGUUGCUAUGCUCAAAUCCAUCUUUGAUUUCCCAUUAAUUAAAUCGUUCAUUGCUAAGGCCACUAAUGAUCAAAACUUUAAAGUAUUAUUUGAUGCCCUUAAUGGAGUCACUGGUCCUUAUGGUUAUCAAAUCUUUGUUAAGGAAUUGGGUUUACCAGAAAGUUCUAUUCAAAAUUAUCAUCCUCAACCUGACUUUGGUGGUUUACAUCCAGAUCCUAAUUUAACUUAUGCCCAUACGUUAGUGGAAAGAGUUGAUAAGGAAAAUAUUGAUUUUGGAGCUGCUUCAGAUGGUGAUGGUGAUAGAAAUAUGAUCUAUGGAGCUGGAACUUUUGUAUCUCCAGGAGAUUCAGUUGCUAUCAUCUCUGAGUAUGCUGAUUCAAUUCCUUAUUUUAAAAAGCAAGGUAUUUAUGGACUUGCUCGUUCUAUGCCUACUUCUGGUGCUAUUGAUUUAGUAGCCAAAGCAAAAGGGUUAAAUGUUUAUGAAGUUCCAACUGGAUGGAAAUUCUUUUGUUCAUUAUUUGAUGCUGAUAAACUUAGUAUUUGUGGAGAAGAAUCCUUUGGAACUGGUUCUAAUCAUAUUAGAGAAAAGGAUGGUUUAUGGGCUAUAGUUGCUUGGCUUAAUGUAUUGGCUGAUUAUAACUUACAAAAUCCUACUAGUAAAACAUCCAUUAAAAUUGUUCAAGAUUCAUUCUGGCUUAAGUAUGGUAGAACAUUCUUUACUAGAUAUGAUUAUGAGAAUGUUGCAACUAGUGGAGCUAAUCAACUUGUAGAUUUACUUGCUUCUAUUGUUGAAUCUUCAAAACCUGGUGAUGAAUUAAAACCUGGUUAUAUUGUUGAAGAAGCUGCUAAUUUUUCAUAUACUGAUUUAGAUGGUUCUGUAUCUAAUAAUCAAGGAUUAUUUAUUAAAUUUCAAUCUGGUUUAAGAUUCAUUGUUAGAUUAUCAGGUACUGGUUCAUCUGGUGCUACUGUUAGAUUAUACUUAGAAAAGCAUAGUACUGAUAAAUCAACUUAUCAAUUAAAAGUUGAUCAAUACUUAUCCAAAGAGAUUGAAUUUGUAUUGGAAUUGUUAAAAUUUAAACAAUUCUUAGGCAAAGAUGUACCUGAUGUUAAAACCUAA
This is a messenger RNA of Scheffersomyces amazonensis, 1677 nucleotides long. RefSeq names its product phosphoglucomutase (gene PGM2). Gene Ontology annotation, biological process: carbohydrate metabolic process. The transcript has a single exon. NCBI's taxonomy places the organism in Eukaryota, Fungi, Ascomycota, Pichiomycetes, Serinales, Debaryomycetaceae. Gene Ontology annotation, molecular function: phosphoglucomutase activity; magnesium ion binding. The coding region runs from base 1 to 1677 and encodes 558 amino acids. Gene Ontology annotation, cellular component: cytosol. The record is from RefSeq and is a predicted model, not a curated record.